AUGCAUCGUUGGUGGUGUAAGAUUUCACACUAUUGAACUUGAUUCUCGACGUACUACUCAAAAUAGUGGAAUAAUGGUCAUUGGUGAAAGCGAUGCAAGUGGAACUGGAGACAAUAAUUUCUACGGUGUUCUGGACGAAGUGUUGCACGUACAAUAUCCGUUGGGAAGAAAUGUAUGGCUAUUUAAGUGUCGGUGGUAUGACACGGACGUAAACAAAAGUCAAAGAACGACACACAUUGAAGUAGGGUACAAAUCUCUCAACACAUCCCGAUUUUGGUACGCGGAUGAACCUGUAAUUCUUGCAACUCAAGCACAUCAAGUUUUUUAUGUAGAUGAUCCAAAAAAUGGUAUCAAUUGGAAAGUUGUGCAAGUCAUCCAAAAUAAGCGUAUUUGGGACGUGCCAGAAGUGGAGGAUGUUCAGAAUGACCAUAUUAAUAUAGUAGAAGUUGUUGUAAGCCACCAAGUGGAUCACCACAUCGAGGAUGACACUCUAUGCAGAAAUGACGUUGAUCCCACAAUCGUUGAAAGACCGGUUGUGCGUCAUGUCACUGACGACUUCAUCGACGAUGUGGAUGAACACUUGUCACAUGCAAGCGAUGAGGAAUUAUAGUGACAAAUUAAACCACUCAUUAUGUCAUAUCGACGAUCAAGUUUUAUGGAGACGGACGAUAUGUUCCUCCAGUUUGAGGAGGAUUUAGAUAACAUUGCGGGAGGAUCGUCAUCUGUGGGCGACAAUACGGGGUCUUCUUCUCAACAAACGACCCCGACUCCUAGGAGACGUGCGCAGUCUCGACUCUUGGAGUUAGAGCGCCACGUUGCAAUAAAUGGGCGCAUUCCGAUGACGAUCGCCCCUGGAGCGGAGAAGCCUAUUUCUCCACACGCCGUUCGCUUCAGCCAAGCGAUAGGCGUGUGCGUGCGAAAGACAUUUCCCGUCCGCUGUCUUAAGUGGACGGACGUUGGGAGAGAAUACAUUGAGGUCGUCAAGGGCGACCUCCAGCGAUUCUUUGUGCUUGAUUUCAACGAUCAAGCAAUGAACAGGUUUGUUGAGCAUCAGAUGCUCACGACCUUUAAAGAGUUCCGGGCCGACUGUCAUAAACAUUUCAAAAAGUACAGCGACCCGGAGGAGGCUCGUGCCAACCCACCAAACGCAUUGGUUGGACGUGAUGAGGAUUGGCACUUCCUCUGCGACCAUUAUAUCAGCCGUGCAUUCCAGGAGCAAUCACGGACAAACAAGGCUGCUCGACAGAAGCAGCCUUACAAUCAUAGUAGCGGGUCGAAGUCGUUUCUACAACGACAGUAUGAGCUCGCUGAAAGAAGAGGGCAGCCGGUCGAUCGUGUGGAAUUGUUCCGGGAAACACACGUUCGAGCUGGGACAUUCGUGUCGCAGGCCGCCGAGGAUGCGCAUAAUCAAAUGCUGGAACUCCAAUCACAGCCUACCCCAGAGGGUAGUCAGCCACUCUCUGAGGAUGAGAUAUGCGAUCAGGUGUUGGGUCGACGACCAGGCUACUCAAAAGGCCUUGGUUGGGGACCCAAGCCGAAGGCCCGCAGAACGGCAAGUGCAAGCAGUUCGUCGACAUCUUGUUCGCAGUCCACACAAAAAGAGAUUGAAUUACAAGCUAAACUUCAUGAAGCUUUGGAACGGAUUGAAGUACAAGAUAGAAAACACCAAGCAUUAGCUUCACAAGUGGAAGCUAUGAAAAAGAUGAUUGAAGACCUAACUCGUGCACAACAGGGACCACCACAUGAUCCCUAGCCCUGCGGACCGAAGGUGUAGAAUGACGCGCAUACGCACCUCGUUGGGAGAUUGGGUCUUAUGUUUAUGUUUUUUGUAUAUUGAAAACUAUAUUUUCUUGUAGUCAACUUAUUCGUAUUAUUAAUUUUAAUUCCAUUUUUUAAUUUGUGUUUGUA
Molecule: messenger RNA, 1908 nt
Organism: Cucumis melo (muskmelon)
Lineage: Eukaryota; Viridiplantae; Streptophyta; Magnoliopsida; Cucurbitales; Cucurbitaceae
Exons: 7
Coding region: 632-1753 (373 amino acids)
Source: RefSeq, a predicted model, not a curated record